AGUGGGAGGGGAAGCGGGGGGCCGGUCCGCGCCGCCAUUUUGUGAGUCUAUAUAACACGUAGCCGUUGGGUUCACUCCUGCUAUUCCAGCGCCUCCACUCCGUUCCCUUCGGGCCGCCUUCGUGUGCAAUGGACGGCAUUGUCCAGGACAUAACAGUUGGUACAAAGCGGGGAUCUGACGAGCUUUUCUCUACUUGUGUCACUAACGGACCCUUUAUCAUGAGCAGCAGUUCUGCUUCUGCAGCCAAUGGAAACGACAGCAAGAAAUUCAAAGGGGACAAUCGAAGCCCAGGAGUCCCAUCACGAGUAAUUCAUGUCCGCAAGCUGCCUGGCGAUGUCACUGAAGCUGAAGUGAUUUCCUUGGGAUUGCCCUUUGGCAAGGUCACAAACCUCUUGAUGCUGAAAGGAAAGAACCAGGCUUUCAUAGAACUGAAUACUGAAGAAGCUGCUAACACAAUGGUGAGCUACUACACGACAGUCACUCCAGUUCUCCGGGGCCAGGGCAUCUACAUCCAGUUCUCCAACCACAAAGAGCUCAAGACUGAUAACUCUCCAAACCAGGCGCGUGCCCACGCAGCCUUGCAAGCCGUGAACUCAGUUCAGUCUGGCAACCUGGCCUUGACUGCCUCUGCCGCAGCCGUUGAAGCUGGGAUGGCCAUGGCUGGCCAGAGCCCCGUCUUGAGGAUCAUUGUGGAAAACCUCUUCUACCCAGUUACCCUGGAGGUUCUGCAUCAGAUCUUCUCUAAGUUUGGCACGGUGCUGAAAAUUAUCACAUUCACCAAGAACAACCAGUUCCAGGCCCUCUUACAAUACGCAGACCCCGUGAGCUCUCAGCACGCCAAAUUGUCCCUGGACGGGCAGAACAUCUACAACGCCUGCUGCACGCUCCGCAUUGACUUCUCCAAGCUCACCAGCCUUAACGUGAAGUACAACAACGACAAGAGUCGGGACUACACACGGCCGGACCUGCCUAGUGGGGACAGCCAGCCCUCCCUCGACCAGACAAUGGCAGCUGCCUUUGGUGCUCCAGGAAUAAUUUCUGCCUCUCCAUAUGCAGGGGCCGGCUUCCCUCCUGCUUUUGCAAUCCCCCAGGCUGCAGGCCUCUCAGUUCCAAAUGUACACGGAGCUCUUGCUCCUUUGGCUAUCCCAGCUGCCGCCGCCGCUGCCGCAGGACGGAUUGCUAUUCCUGGCCUCACCGGGGCAGGGAACUCCGUUCUGCUGGUUAGCAAUUUGAACCCCGAGAGAGUUACACCCCAAUGCCUCUUUAUUCUUUUCGGGGUGUAUGGUGAUGUGCAGAGAGUGAAAAUCUUGUUUAACAAGAAGGAGAAUGCCUUGGUUCAAAUGGCAGAUAGCAACCAAGCCCAGCUGGCCAUGAGUCACCUCAACGGUCAGAAGUUGCACGGCAAGCUGAUCCGCAUCGCCCUGUCGAAACACCAGACGGUGGCGCUGCCCCGGGAAGGGCAGGAAGACCAAGGGUUGACCAAGGACUACGGGAAUUCUCCCCUCCACCGCUUCAAGAAGCCGGGCUCCAAAAACUUCCAGAACAUCUUCCCCCCUUCCGCCACCCUUCACCUCUCCAAUAUCCCGCCUUCAGUCACCGAAGAGGACCUCAAGAUGCUGUUCUCAAGCAAUGGUGGAAUGGUGAAAGCCUUCAAAUUCUUCCUGAAAGACCGCAAGAUGGCUCUGAUCCAGAUGGCGUCCGUGGAAGAAGCCAUCCAGUCCCUCAUCGACCUCCACAACCACGACCUUGGAGAGAGCCACCACUUGCGCGUGUCCUUCUCCAAGUCCACCAUUUAGGUGCGCCGAGGGGGGGGGGGAGAAGCACGAUGGAGCGGACUGCAGGCAAGGAGCAAAACCACCCACCGCGGCCCCUCCCUCGGGCUUCGGCCUGGCAUCUUCGAAGGCUGAAGACCCCCGCUUGGGGCGAAACAACUUCCGUCAUUCCAGAAAAAAAAAAAAGAGGAAAAAAAAAAUAAGCCACUUUAAAAAAGCAGCUGAAGUGACCUUAAAGAGACACAGCAGAUUUUAUUUUUUUAAAGAGGAAAAGCAGUUUACUGGGUUUUUUAAAAACAAAAAUUUAAAUCUUAAAUCCACGUCGCUAUAACCUUUCAUGUAACUUGUGGGAUUACAAUCUUGACUGGGUUUUUUUUUUCUUUUUCCGGGGCGGGGGGAGGGCGCAGGGCCACAAGCAUAAAAGUUUACAUUCUUUAAACUGCUCUGGGAAACAUUCCUCUUCUUUCUUCCCCCUCCCUACAAAGCGAGAAAUACAGAUAAUUGUGCCCAGUCCCAGAUAACCCCUGUCCAGCUUCACAGUAAUGCCUUUAUCUUCAUGAAGCCUUGGAAGAGACCCCAAGUCACAUAGUCUUGAGUCCUUCCUUCAAACUCUCCGGAGCACAGAAUACCUCCUUAGGGUUGACCGGUUUUGUCUCCCCUAAGCCUUGGAUCAAAUAUCCUGUGCCUUAGCAGCUUUUGGGGGGGGAGGGUUUUUUUUUUUAAUUUUUGGGGAGGCUCGCUAGUACAAAGUCGAAAGAACAGAGGAGUCAUCCUUAGGUGAUCAGAUUGGGGGGGGGGGGCAGGCCGAGCAUCGUUCUGCCCCCUUAAGCAGUUAAACAUCUCUGGGGCGGGGGGGAAUUGUCUUAACCUGGGGAGCUGACUUUUCUCAGUCCCGUGUACAGAGGAGGGGAAAGGGAAGGGUUCCGUAUCCCUUGUCCCUUCCGUAGCCCCCUAGCAGGUCCCAUUUACUGCUUUUAAAACAGUCUCCCCAAUCUGUGGAAACGGAGCCAAAAGCAUCAGACAUUGUUUCGUACGAGAGAGUCUGAAUUCUUGGUCUGAAUUCAGAUCUCGGUUCUGGGCUCUGACUUUUGUGGGGGGCGGGGGAGGGAAAGGCUGAUUCAAGUUGCCUCGCCCUGUUUCCUCCCCCCCCCCCCCCGCUAGUGACCUCAGCUAUUUCUUUUGAAUCUUUUUAUUACAAGGGGUUCUUUGUUUUUUUUACAAAGCAGUCUUUUCUCUGUCUAGCAAUAUCUCCAGUUGACCAAAUAUUGUAAUGGGUUCAUAUUAUAUGCAUAUAUAUGCAAGAAGAAAUAGCUUAACUUUUUUUAUAGCCAAGAUGGUAUAAAAUGUAUCUACUUAACUCUUGUUCUCUUUAUCUUGUAUGCUGUAUUCUUGUAUCUUUUUUUUUUUCCCGGUAACCUGAAAAUAGUGUAGUCGAUGUGCCAGAUAGGUCAUGGCUGGAGAUGAAUCUUAUACAGCGAAGAAGUAAAGUACUUAAAAUUAGUAGACACCAGUUACUUCGAAAGGAGGAGACAACCCAGAUUUUAAGGGUGGUUUUUACUUAACCCAAGUUUAUUUACUUUAUUUAAAGAGAAAUGCAACUCCCCCCCCCCUUCCUGACCAUAUCUCAAAAUGCUGUUUUUCCCAUCUCUUCACUCUUUUCGUGCCGAUCUGCCUUCUUUGUCGUAUUCCGGAGUUGCCUUACUUCUGCCCUCUUAACUUGUGUGAGAUUUUUAGAAGAACCAGAAUUUUGUACGUAAUAUCAGGGUUGUUUCUGCAAAAUGUGGACCAAAGUUUGCUUUUUCUUUUAAAUGUGUUUUGAAGUCAACUUGUCCUUUCCCCCCCCCCUCCGCCCACCGGCCACCACUGAUUCACAAGAGGCAUAUUGGCUUGGGGGGGGGGCGUUGGAAGCAGGGUGGAAGAUCCUCACACAGCUUGUAAAAAAACGUCCUCCUUGACUUGAAGAGAGGCGGCCUCGCGCUUGCCGUUGCAGGAGAAAGGCUCCCGCUGCAAUCACGAGCUCGCCCUGCUCAGGCCAGCCUCCCUUAGCUCCCUUGGGCCAAGCCCAGAAGGCGUCUGCUCGGACCUUCAGAAACUGCAGAGAAUUUUGCUGCCUUGAGUUGACCCUGUCAGAGCUCUCGAAAGAUCGCUCCACAUCGUAGGUCCACACACACACACCCAUUGCCUCAGCUUGGCCAUCCAAGGUGACAGCAGAGCUUUGCCGCAAACUGGCUUUUUUUUUUUGUAUUGGGCCCGUGGCUGCCUUUUGUUUUUCCAAACCGUGGCCGUGGAGGCAGCCGGCAGUCGACAUGCCGCCCCUCCUAAAGCAGCCGAAACUGCAGGCGCACUCGUUUUCUCUUGGCCCUCCGUGCACGGUCCAGCUGGAGCAAUAGGGAAGGCUGCCUGAAGUGGGCCAGAGUUCCACAGGCUUGCUCCCUGGACCCCAGAUCAACCGUUAGUCACGCUGGCUGGACAGGCUAGCGUUAGAGGAGGAGGGAGCUGAAUAACAUGUCCUCCCUCCUUCCCCCAGAAGAAUUAAGGGAAGACUGACCUCGACCCCCAGGUUUGUUGGUUUUUUAGAUUUUUGCAAAACUUUGGUGAGGACAGUCAGAUUAGAUCCCGAAAUCCACUCGGCAGGCCUUCCUCUGCGGCUGGUCAGAGCGGAGCCUCUCUUUUCUUGACGCUUUUGAUGUUUGGCUUGCGUCAGCAGACAAGAGGCGUUGUUUGGGGGGGGGGGUUUGGGGGGGGGCUGCAGGACGCCCCUGCCGAUGUAUUGCUGUUUAACCCUCAGACCCGAACAAACCAAGGGCGAGAGGAGUUCCUCUGUUCUUUCCUGCUCUCUUUUUUUUUUUGAUCCUGUGUGUUGCAUGUAAAUGUAAUGAGAAAAAGGUGUAAAUAUUUAUGAUUUCUUUUUUAUACCUGUUGUAAGACAUGAGGGGGCAGCAGAACCCAGGUAUUUACAGUAAAACGGAUGUAUUGUAUAUUUUGAUAACCAGCUAUUACAGGUUCAGUAUUGGGGGCGGGGGCCAAUCGUACACGAAACAUCAGAAUUAAUUGCCUGGCUAAAAAGAAUGUAAUGCAAAAAAAAAAAAUGGAAAAUUAAAACUUAUUUUAUAAUGAAUCUUAGUACCUUUUUCUGUAGCGUUUAGUUAGUUCUUGACCUGUUCAUAUUUGUAGAAAAGCAAUCGGUGGGCCUGUCUGUACUUCCUUUUUUUUUGCUUUCAAUAAAUGUCUUCUGUGUUCUUUG
This is a messenger RNA of Heteronotia binoei (common prickly gecko), 5016 nucleotides long. It is a transcript of the gene PTBP1, whose product is annotated as polypyrimidine tract binding protein 1. Bases 129 to 1796 code for a protein of 555 amino acids. Gene Ontology annotation, cellular component: nucleus. NCBI's taxonomy places the organism in Eukaryota, Metazoa, Chordata, Lepidosauria, Squamata, Gekkonidae. Gene Ontology annotation, molecular function: mRNA binding. The transcript has 15 exons. Gene Ontology annotation, biological process: mRNA processing; regulation of cell differentiation; regulation of RNA splicing. The record is from RefSeq and is a predicted model, not a curated record.